AAGUAGUCGCUAUAUAUCUGCUCGCUCACAGAAAUUUGAGAAAACAGUCUUGUCGUGGCCGGGGACAUUUAUACAUGGUUAUCCAUCACUUGGAAUACGGACACUUAUAAGUCCCUCACCACAACACAUUUUCAGAAAUGACCUGUGUUCAAAGUCAACAUGGAGUCCAGACCUAUGAGAGCUCCCUCUUCAGCUCAGAGUUUUUGAAUCCUGACUUCACCUCCAGGUUGGCUAUGGAUGUGACUGACCAGCGGGACCAGCUCUCCACACCCUCCCUACCCAGCAUCACCUCUCUGGUCGGAGGCUACGUUGGGGAGUUUGAUACCUACUCAUGCCAGAUCGCCACGGGAGCUGCUUCUGCCUGUCCGGGCGGCACCUCCGGGCAGGACUUGUUCAAGCUGGACGACCUCCAGGUGUACGGCUGUUACCCAGGCACAUUCGCUUUGAGUUACCUAGACGAGACGCUGUCCUCUUCAGGUGGGUCAAACUGCUUUGGAAGUCCAGCUUCUGUGCCAUCGCCCUCUACCCCGGGAUUCCAGCCCAUGUCUGCCUGGGACAGCACCUUUAGUCCCUGCUCCCCUGAUGAGGGCUGCUGGGGUUCAGAGAAGCCUCUGAACCAGGCCACAUCUUUCUUCACGUUUGGGCACGACGAGCUUUCUCCUUUGGGACAGCUCCAUCCACAACACCCAGAUCAGGAUCCCUUUUCUCAUUCCCAGCAACAUGGUUCUCCACUUCCCUUCAGCCCACUCAGCCUGGAGCAGGGCAGUCGGGAUGGCUCAGGACUAAUGGAUGGACACCUGUCUCCUAAAGUAAGGAGCCCCACAGGAAACGAAGGACGCUGUGCAGUGUGUGGAGACAAUGCUUCCUGUCAGCAUUACGGGGUGCGCACCUGUGAAGGAUGCAAAGGCUUUUUCAAGCGCACAGUACAGAAAAACGCCAAGUAUGUUUGCCUCGCCAACAAAGACUGCCCAGUGGACAAAAGGCGGAGAAACAGGUGCCAGUUCUGCCGCUUCCAAAAGUGCCUAGCUGUGGGAAUGGUGAAAGAAGUUGUGAGAACAGACAGCCUGAAAGGUAGAAGAGGUCGUCUGCCGUCCAAGCCAAAAGUGGUUCAGGACUCAUUGUCUGUCUCUUCACCUGUAAACAUCAUCGCCUCUCUCAUCACUGCCCAUAUCGACUCAAACCCUGCCAGUGGAAAUCUAGACUAUUCAAAGUAUCAGGAAUCGGUAUCCGGAUUGUCUGAGAAGGAGGAUGCCAAUGACAUACAGCAGUUUUAUGACCUGCUAACAGGGUCAAUGGAUGUGAUCAGGAAGUGGGCUGGAAGCAUUCCUGGAUUCAGUGCCUUCUGUAAGGAGGACCAAGAGCUUCUUCUUGAGUCAGCAUUUAUUGAGCUCUUCAUACUUCGGCUAGCUUACAGGUCAAACCCUGAGACAGACAAACUUAUUUUCUGCAAUGGUGUGGUUCUGCACCGGACACAGUGCGUACGAAGCUUCGGUGACUGGAUUGACUCCAUUAUGGAGUUUUCUCAGAGUUUACACCGCUUGAACUUGGACGUAUCGUCUUUCUCUUGUCUUGCCACACUGGUCAUAAUCACAGAUCGACACGGCUUGAAAGAACCCAAACGGAUCGAAGACUUCCAAAACCGCCUGAUCACGUGUCUCAGAGACCAUGUCUCCACAAGUACUGGUGAGGCCACCCGGCCCAACUACCUGUCCAGACUCCUGGGCAAACUUCCGGAGCUGAGAACACUGUGCACCCAGGGCCUCCAGCGAAUCUUCUAUCUUAAACUGGAAGACUUGGUCCCUCCUCCACCCAUUGUGGAUAAAAUCUUCAUGGACACAUUGCCAUUCUGAAGAGGUUUUAUAAAUGGACAACUGGAGUGACUUAAACAGAUGAAAGAGAUGGAUAUGAGAGGUUUGGGGAGCUCUUGAGUGUUUGACUAGUCACAGGACUUUAUCGCUUACUGUUCUCUGCUUUCUUGGAAUGGAAUCACAGAACGAUUACAUUCUACUUAUGUCUGCAUUUGGAGACCUUUAUCACAGACCUUUAUCAAGUCUUCAACAUUGAACUCACUAA
Messenger RNA from Sinocyclocheilus rhinocerous, 2073 nucleotides. RefSeq names its product nuclear receptor subfamily 4 group A member 1-like. NCBI's taxonomy places the organism in Eukaryota, Metazoa, Chordata, Actinopteri, Cypriniformes, Cyprinidae. Gene Ontology annotation, molecular function: nuclear glucocorticoid receptor binding; zinc ion binding; nuclear receptor activity. Gene Ontology annotation, cellular component: transcription regulator complex; nucleus. Bases 138 to 1850 code for a protein of 570 amino acids. The transcript has 7 exons. The record is from RefSeq and is a predicted model, not a curated record. Gene Ontology annotation, biological process: regulation of transcription by RNA polymerase II; cellular response to corticotropin-releasing hormone stimulus.